UCGGCCGCCGUGCGCUGUGAUCGCUCGUGACAGAGCUUUCGUCCUCGAUCGUGCCAUGUGUGAUGUUUUCAUCACAGAGCGGAAUUGUCAACUAUUCUCCGCACACGACCUCUUUCGACAUUAAUGAGUAACACCCUGGAAUACCACUGUAAUCGCGGUUUUAAAGCCGAAGGACAGCUUUCGCUGAGUGUCAAGUUUUCUCGUAAGCUCGUGGCCGUUGACACUGCAGCGUGCGGUGGAUCCCGCAGUGCGCGAGUGUAUGCUUAAUUGGCGAAUACAAUCGGCAGCAUCAGCUGAGACGCGUAAACAUUGCAUUUAGUAGUUUUGGUGUAGGACUUGAGAUGACACCGCACACAGCUCCCGUUUAAAUCUUUGAAAACAUUCACAAGGAUACAAACAUGCGGCGUCUUAUUUUGCUACUGUUAACAGGAACGGCGCUGGCUGUCGAAGUUCAUUUCGAAAAUAAAGACAGCGGAUUCUUCUUGAAGCACACGGCUAGAUGGAGUGGCUCUGGUCCGCCGCCUGAGCCUAUGGGAACAGCACUACCCGGUUCAUUACUAUCCCUUGAUCGGUUUACAGUAUUACAAGGCUCCGCACCAGCCUCAGUUCGCGCCACAUACGGGCCAUUUUCAACAAAACAAACUGUUCCGGCCAGGUACGCUGUACCUGAUCCUUUAGAACCCCCUAGGCGAAACGCAACAUUAUUAGAAUUACAAGAUGCAACAGCACACAGACUUGACGUGUCAGCCCAUCUCGUAUUCCGAGAGCUACCAAGAGAUUCCCCGGUACUAAGGGUGUUGUUUCACACUGGUGGUGAAGGUGGGGCGCGACGAGCAGCCACACGUCCGAGAAGAGUAUGCAUAACUUUACAUGCAAGCCUUGGAUCACGAUCAUUGACGGCUACAUGUGGACCUGAGGGAGAAGAGGGUGCAUGUUUAGCUGAGUUAACUGUGCCAGCUGCAUGGUGGCCUGCUGAUGGAAAAGGCAAACGGCCACCUCGAACUGUUAGAUUAGCUUAUAGCGCUGCGGAAGCCAGUAGCAGUGACAAUGGAGAUGGAGCUUGCGGCAGGGUUUCUGUACAGCCAGCCUGGCCGUUGGGUUUUGUCACUUUGGCGGGCGCUCGGGCGGGAUACAGAGAAGCAAGAGCUGGUGACGCUGCUCUUUUGCUUCCCCGAGCGUCGCUAUAUCCUCAUUCAAGAUUGCAUCUACCGUUCGUUGUUCGACGAGAUACCAGCCAUAAUAUUGGACAUGUUGUUAUAAGAAUGAAGGUGAAGUCAGGACUGAGGCUGGUGGGUGUGACUGCAGCAAACUCUCGUUGGGCGGUCACCGCUGAAGUGAAGCCUCGUGCUGCGACAGUAACCGCAACCCGCCUCGAACAACCCUUACGAGAUGACGAUGGCCUCGACACAGAUGUGGAAGAAACCAGUGGUGCCGGAGGUCCCGGAUGGGAGGAAGUGCUCACUUGGCUCGUGGAAGUCGGGGCUGAAGGAGAAAGCGAUACUGAAGGCUCCGAGGGUGAAUCUGGCCGGGGCACCGCUCGCCUUAGCUGGUCCGCUAGAGUAUCGUCCACUUCAACGUCAACGUCUACCACUGAAGAUCCUCCUCAUGAACACAGAGUUAACACACGACUUGACAUUGAAAAAGAUGAUAUACAAGCAGUGCUACCUAUUUCAAAGAAUUGGGAGGUACUAAACACGGCUGUGCUGACUGGGCGGCAAGUGUCGCAGGCUAUGAAGGUCCUCAUAGUGUCGCAGGCGGGUCAGGUUGCAGACGUUACUCUGCAAAGCUCCUGCCACUCCGAAGACGAAAGCGUAUUAAAAGUAUCAUCGUCAUGUAGUUCAGUUUAUGUGGACGGAUCAGAGAUACGAGGGUCGUCGAAUGCCUCGGUGAUUGUCAAGUAUGGAACGUACACUGGGCUGGCACGCUUCACUGUCUGGAUGCCGGAAAAUCCACUAGAAAUUGACGUCGAUGAUAAUCGAUUAUCACAGAUUAAAGGAUGGAAAGUAUCAGACGAAUCAAAUUCAAAGGACAGACUGAGACGAUCACUGACCGCGCGCGGUUGGGGCGGUGCCAGACCGGACGGGACAAACUCUUUGACAGAUCAACGCACUUGCAGGCUUAGAUAUCAACAGAGUAAUGUAGAGGUGUACGCGAGAUUUCUUGCCAAAGAUCAUGAUUCAGGCCGUGUCUCGUACUUCGUUUCACGGCGAACGUGGCUUAAGGUGACAGAGCUGGUGUUGUCAUUGAUGCGUGUAUCAGACCCGCGCAUCGCUUCACUUCGUGGUCGCGUCUUACAAGGAAGAAGUACUGGCCGGACUGAAGUGCAAGUGCUGUCGCCAAUAACUGGUCGUGUGAUAGGUGUCCGUGAAGUGAGAGUAGUGAAUGAUAAGGUAUCGAUCUCUCGGCUACUAGUGAGAGUCAUAUCGGGUCUUCAACUCAACAUAUCUCCUGAUUCGGCGAUAGAAAAUGGAUAUGUAUCUGAAACCACAGUCACAAGACGUCUAACUGCACAAUAUCAAGAAGGUCUACUGGAUAUCGACAUGGAGUUCUCAGAUGGUAGUCGCACAGCAUUGCGUGACGUCGCAGUGUCUGACUACUACCUACUGGUGGAGAGUUUAGAUCCCGAGGUGGUGGCAUUUGCACCAAUGCUCGCUUCCAGACAUCCAAGAGUUAUAGCUGUUGGUGAAGGUAGUGGUGAGUUGCUCCGAGUGACCCUUCUAACACCUGAACAAUGCCGUUCGGGGCCACUCCGAAGAGUUGCUCUCCCAGGAAAAGGAGAUGCCAAGACACCUGCCAAUAUUAAAAACAUACCCGGUGCAUUAGCGAGUGCGGCAGCCAGUGUCGACGUGGACUUCAGCGGUGGUGAUGUCCCACAGAGACCAGAUACUCCGCAGAAUGACGAUAUUAUGGCGCGUGGCGGCGUCAGAACUGGAAUGGCUGAUCUUAGCGAUGUUCUUAAAGGAUUCUCGCCGUUCAAAGAUGAGAAUAACCACGAGCCGACAGUACAGGCGCAACAAUAUGGUUCCAUCUUCCGGACCAACUCCGCAGUGCAUCCCAGACACCCGCCCCCACACAUGUCGCCUGUAGAAAUAGGAAUGUAUGUUUUACUUGGUGCAUUCUGUUUCGCUAUUGUGGUGUUCGUAGUAUCAUGCGUGGUGUACGCAUCUCGUCUUAAACCGGUGGGAACUGAAGGCGGAACUGCUAUCGGUCGCAGUAUGCCAGCAAUGGCUGAAGGAGGACGGCUCCAAGUGGCCGGCCUUGUUGGUACCACGCUUGGUUUAGCGAGAGACAAGCCAUCUAGGGAGUCAACCACUAACGCUCAUGAUUGGGUAUGGUUAGGACGAGCAACAAUUGAACGCAACGGCAAUCGUCACGUCGCCAACCGCAACUCUACGCAGCCUGUUGACAAUGCAAACAGCAACCAUGAAAUGCGUAUCACCGCCAAUCCACUCAACUACAACUACGUAGACCCCGACGAUGCGAUUAAAGACAAUGGAAACGUUAUGGUUACCAGCUUCGAUAACCCCAACUCGAUUGAAUUACCGUCGCAAAAUGAUAGAAGAGAAAGGGUUAUUGAUUCAACCACGUAUUGCAAGAAGCCAGUGAGGCACACUCGUCAGCCGUCCGGCGAUGGACAUUGGCAGGCAGAUUCAUCCCACCAAGACGACUACCGACCUCCAGUACCUCCGCACAGAAACUCCUCCACGCCCCAACCACAGUUGCCUGUACCCCCACGGAACCCGAACAAAAUUUUACCUGAGGCAGUCAUGCCUCCGACCAGACGGAGUCACUCCAGGAAUCAUCACAAGAGGCACGAACGCGAUCACGAGUCGAAAAGGUCUCCCGAACAUGGCCGCCGCUCAGACAGAAUUAUUGAUUUGAAUAAAGUCGACGCCCCAUAUUUAUCGAGCCGAGAUAUGAAAGACUACAAGCGAGAAUCAAACCUUAUUCAUCACAACGACAUUGGCGACAACCCCGUGGAAAAGCUGACUAACAAGGAGGACUGCGCUAGGCUGUUCGAAUUCGACAACGACGCCCCGCUCGUCAUGGAGAACAAGGACUACAGAGAGAUAGUGGGCCUCAAUAGAGGCACCGAAGACUCCCGACGUACCUUCGUCAAACCGCAGAGUCCCGACUACAUGCAUGAUUCAGGAAUAGGACUACCUGAAUUACAGAUGAGGCACAAGACCAGAUCGAAGGAGCCGAAAGGAGACUUUGUGGAGGCUCAGACGAAAGGGAGCAGUUCUCCGGAGGUAAAGCGCGCCACCAUCGUAGGCAACCCGAUGUACUCCCGGGGCGGAGAGGGCAGGGAUGAUGCCGAACCGCGCCCCGAUGCCGUGGAGGCGCUCGGUCUUGACGACUUACAUAUGGACUACAAUCAAAUCAUGCACUAUUUCCACAAUCUCAAGGAAUCAAACGCCUGAGUAGAGCAGAUCAUUGCAAAGAUCCGGCAGAUAUUGUCUACGUUUAAAUAUCAGCAUAUCAUCAAAGCUCCUCCAAUCGACGUAUACAAUGCACCCACUGAUAUGUCCCGGGCAACCGGGUUUGAGGGCAGCACCAUGGACACGCAAAACAACAAUUUAUUACCGUCAAACGACGCGCCCAUAUAUGAGAAUAUCAACAACAGCAAUGUCGUUGCACCCACACAAAUGCUUUGCGACUCAAUCGCUCAUAAAAACAACUUUAUGAAAACACAACUGAAGUUCUUGUUGGAGCAUUUGAGCGAAGCUUACGAAUAAAAUUGUUGUUGUGCGGGUCAAGGUAUUGCCCUCUACAAUAUGUGUCUAAAUGUGGAUCCUUGCAGUGAUCAAAAACGAAAUAUACUAUAUAAUGUAACUGUUUUAUACAUGUAUUAUCAUAUAACGUAUUUACUCUAGUCAUCUACAAAGCUGCACAUACUUAAGAACCUAAUAUGUACUAAUUGUGCGCGUGUAGUUAAUACUCAAUACGUUAAUGGUUAUAAUAGAUUGAUAUAAGUAUAUAUUGUUGUUUAAUCUGUAUAUUUAAUGAUAUAUUUAUCCUUUAAAGUACGGGCUAAUCGUUUCUCUUAAAUGCAACGUGUUCUUACGGACUUAGGUACACCAAAAGCCUAGACAUUGACGCUGCCACAAUAUCCCAAUACCAAAUAGAAAAUAAUAUUGCAUUUGUUCUAGAAUAUGUAAAUAUUUUUCCAUUAGUAGGUAAAAAUGCUACCUCACUUUUGUCUAACUUUAGCUUAGCUUAUAGGACUAUAUGUAUCAUUCUGCGAACAAUUUAAGCAACCCGUAUUUAUAUAACAAAUAUUCCAUUUAGAAAACAAAUAUUGUUUCUCCUAUUUCUACAGAAUGAUAACAUAUAAAUUAUACAUAGGUAUUAAGACUGCAAAUUGCCAGUGUUUAAGGAAUUAAUCAUAUUUUAAUAAGAUUAGAUUGUAAGGCACAGAACUAGUCAAAUAUUUAUAAUCUGAGCUAAUUAUUUGCUCAAUUCUGUUACUUAUACUGUUUUUAUUAACUGAAUACUUUGAUGAGUCAUGUUCCUUUGUUAUUA
Molecule: messenger RNA, 5526 nt
Organism: Achroia grisella
Lineage: Eukaryota; Metazoa; Arthropoda; Insecta; Lepidoptera; Pyralidae
Gene: dtn
Product: transmembrane protein 132E
Exons: 21
Coding region: 399-4424 (1341 amino acids)
Source: RefSeq, a predicted model, not a curated record